Molecule: messenger RNA, 3744 nt
Organism: Mizuhopecten yessoensis (Yesso scallop)
Lineage: Eukaryota; Metazoa; Mollusca; Bivalvia; Pectinida; Pectinidae
Product: von Willebrand factor D and EGF domain-containing protein-like
Exons: 20
Coding region: 81-3719 (1212 amino acids)
Source: RefSeq, a predicted model, not a curated record
AGACAUUUAAACGGUGUGCAAGAGUGCAUUCGUUAAACCGCUGUUCUGCUAUUGACGAACAUGAACGUCCCAGUGACAGGAUGUUAUUAAUUACUGUAAAGGCGAUACUACUCGCCUUCUUCAGCCUGUUACAGUAUACAGCAGCACAAGACCCGUGUCUCUCUACUACCUACCACCUUCUUGAUGACUCAUGGCGCUCGUCUGAAAAUGAUGGGUCUGAUGCGUCAUUUUUCCAAUGUGACGCAAGCUUGACGGAGAGAUGGUACCGCCCUGUUUCCGGUGCUGGUGUUACCAUGCCGACGGCAGCACCAGACUUGAACAAAUGUGGUACUCAGUAUCCGAUAUGGAUGAAUGACGUUCUACCAGACACAUCAAACAUUACAAGCGUGACCGUAUGUAUGAGACAUGUGUUUGCAGCCUGCCAGCAAACAUGGAGCAUACGGGUGAAGAAGUGUAGUUCAUUUUAUGUCUAUGAACUAAAACAAACAAAUCUAUGUGCAGCUGCAUAUUGUUUCGGGUCUGAAUUACCUUGUCCUGUCGGGCAGUCGUCUGACACUGGAUUCACUCCGGGAUGUGGAGUGGCUCCGAAUGUGACGCUGAACGCUGUUGUGAUCCCGGGACUAAACGCGACUUCCGGGGAAGCAUUCGGACAACCUGUGAUAAUUAAGGAGAUACAAUUCCAGUGUAAUAUCGAGGAUAGCAGUGACGAAGAUCUUACUGCCUACGUCUAUGAUGUACAGUGGUAUAUAAACGAUAACAGCAUUGUGACACACAGGAACAUACCUUACGCCAAUAUAACAGAAUCGGCGUUAAGGCAGUCACAAUGGAUUAACACAUUCACGCUCGGAUUUCUGGUGAAGUGCGCAGUACGUGUCCGGGAUGUGCCAGAUGGUCCGCCGACCCCGUACAGCUACAGCAGUGCUUUUUAUGCAGGCUUUACAACUGACGCUUCCCAGUAUACCGUUUUGGAAAGUGGCAGUAUUAACGUGACGGUCAGACUGACAAUUCCAAUCGACUGUAUGUAUCCGGCAACAUCUACUCCUGCUGAAAUUGCAGACUUUGAGGAAAAUCACUGUAGUCUCACGAUUCGUGUACGAACGCCAACUUACUAUGAAGAUGGUCACCUCAAGUGUACAGCAAGUGGAGUCACAGACGAUCCUGUAACCUUUCAGAAUGAAGGCUGCGGGAUAGUGUUUCCCUUUCAUGAUUGGAAUAUACCCAGAACCUUACAAGUAUUCGGUGCUGCUGACAAUACCGUCAAUACAAUGGACAGCAGAUCAAGUUAUAUACGUUUUCGUGCAGACAACGGCAUCCUCAACCCAGCCUGGGGCUUUGCAACUAAGCCAGACAUCCAGAUUGUUGUUGAAGACCAGGAUAAACUUAUAGCAGGAAAAACAUGCACAACCAGGACUGAUCCUCAUAUAUGGACUUUCGAUGGAAGAUACAUGUCCUUUCAACAGUUUGGGGAGUUCAUUCUUUUCAAGCAUGAUACGUUGCCUAUACAGGUGCAUGCCGUAUUUGACCGUUGUCCAGGAAUAUGGGGGUCAUGUAUAUGUGGAAUUGCAAUUAGAAACCAGGAUGCUGUUUUUAUUAUCAACUUGUGCCGAAAUAUGGUUGGCUCACCCUGGAUAAGUGGUUCAUCAAAUACCAACAGAUACAUAGAGAUGAGAGCCUGUGACGACACUCACAUGACAGUCACCUCCAGCGGAUCUACGUACUCGGUAACGCUUCCAUCCGGAACAUCUAUGAAAAUAGCCAUACGCGGGGUGUCAUUUAUUUCGUACAUCAUCAUAAAACCUUCUCUAAUGGACUGGAAAUCAUCAUCCGGCCUGUGUGGAUUUUUAGAUGGAAUAUGGACGAAUGAUUUCAGACAAAGAGAUGGCACGAUCACAAACAAUUUUGGAUUUGAUUGGAGGCUAAAUCCUGCUUUGGAUGGAAACUCCCUCUUCGCUGUUUCGGAACCACUUACAGACAUUCCGUUACCGCCAUUACAGUAUUGUAGAUGUUCAGUUGACUCCGACAAUCCGCAGGCCUUCAGUUCCCAAGUACUGUGUAACAUCACUUCAACCAUAACGGCAUGUACUCGACGAACUAGCUCAGCAGGAUAUGUUCAGGAAUGCGACAAAGCUCGUGCAAGGCGGGACACUCGUGCCUAUUCUUAUCGAUACCGAAGAUCUACAGAGGAAGAAGGGUUUGAUAUUGCUAAAUUUGACGUUAUCCUUGAUGAACAAUAUGCAAACAUUGUUCAAAAUUACACAUGGCAAAAUGGCUGGACGGAAUCUCUAGCGGAACAGUCGUGUCGGGAAACAAUGAAUGAUGAUCCGAUGUUGAAUAAAUGUAAAGGAGUUUUGCCAGGGAUGAAUGAUGCACUCGAAGAAGGAAUGAACGAUUGCAUUAAUGAUAUCAAGAUAUCUGGAGGUAGUGAGUUUUUGAAAGCGACGGUAGAGUCAUUAAAAAGUAGCUGUCUUGUUGAAGCCAGUCGUUUCGAAAACCUUACAACACAAGGAUCUGAAAAUAGUAACGGUACGACUUUUCUGGACGAGUUAUUGGAGUUAAGUUGUCCAAACGAUUGUUCUGAAAACGGAAAUUGUACCAAUGGAAAAUGUGUAUGCUACACUGGUUUCUAUGGAGAGGAGUGUGCUCUGGAGCGCGACACAAUUCCUGAAAUAUUGCACGGAGGAAUGACUUGUUCAACUGACAAAAAGUCAUGCAAAAAUUUUGUCAUUUCGGGAAGUAACUUUCUGGAUGUCAAUUUGACUUGCCAGGCUAGACUGAUAAAGGUGUAUGUUGACCGAUGGGAAUUCCUUGGUGCACCUAUUCUAUUUCCUGCGAGAUAUCUGAACGGUAUUAACUGUGUGUGUAUCAUACCAGACUCUGUCCGGAGACGGCGCGCAGCUGAUGAUGUUUUUGGAGAAGGAUACUUAAUAAGUAUCUCUAAUGACGGAAUCAACUUUAGCAACGAGUCGACCAUUGUUACCUACGACUCAACUUGCUACGAUUGUGACGCAACUAACAUAUCUUGCACUCAACUGGAAUCAUGUGUUUCGACAACAACUUUAGCUUCCACCGAAGCAGCAUCUUCGACGGAACAAUCACCUGUUACCGAAAUGGAUAUACAGACAUCAUCGCCCGAUAAUGCUGUUACCAAAACAACAUCCUUACCCACAGAUCACCUAACAACUCUGACUGCAACUGCUUCAGGUUACGAAAGUAGAACUGUGACCAUUCAAUCGUCCUCAACAAGCACUGAUAGUUUCACUGGGACCGUUCAACCGUCUUCAAUUACUAAUUAUAGUGUGACUGAGACCAUUCAGCCGUCCCCAACAAGAACUGACAUUGGAACGUUGACCAUUCAACCGUCGCCAGUAGGCGUUCCAAGCGGAACUGCGACUAUUCAGCCGACGUUGACUACAACGACAUCAGAAUCAUUACAAAACAAAAGCAGAGAUAAAGAAGAUGACUUACCUUUGGCAGCAAUGGUAGGGGGUACAGCUGCUGGGAUAGUCUUCAUUUUAGCAAUAACAACAUCACUGUUGUGCUGGAAAAGUUCGAAGAGCAAGAAGAGCAAGAUAGGCUUGUCCAACGCAGAUAUGACUGAAUGUCCGACCAGGGAGCGAUACAAAGCGGAGUCAGAUGUUCUGACAAGCCGACCCUCCUCUGCCAGUGGAAUCGCAUUUCAGUUUGAUGACGACAAACUUUACAAGCAAAACUGGGGAUGAGUGACCCCCCCCCCCCCCCCCCCCC